GAUUGGUAGUCAGGCGCCCGUCUCUCUCCCGCUACCCUGGAGGCCGGCGGCCGCUGGCUUCUUUGCCACCGCCGCUGCCCGGCCCGGCAUGGCGGGUGGCAGGGCAGCCGGAACCGGAGGAGGAGGAGGAAGGGCGGCUGGGAGCCCCCUGGUGCUCUGGUUUUAUAGAUGAUCCAAAACCCAUAAGAAAAUGGGACUGCUGGUGUUCAUGCGUAAUGUGCUACUAGCCCUCUGUCUCUUUCUGGUGUUGGGAUUUCUCUAUUAUUCAGCUUGGAAACUGCAUCUUCUCCAAUGGGAGGAUUCAAAUUCAGUGGUUCUUUCCUCUGACUCCGCUGGACGUUCAAUAGGCUCAGGAAGGAGAAAAUCCACACCUCUUGUGCCUCUGUCAUCUCUCCCAUCACAUCUUGCUGCAGACCUGGGAACAGGCAAAGUUAAGAAAGAACCUGUCGUUAUUCCACGCCCAGUUAUUCCUACUCCAGCUGUUAAAGCAAUAGCAACCCCACCUGAACAGAGACAGCUUGGACACGGUCAUUCAUUAUCUGAAUAUGACAAACUGGGAUUUCUCCUGCAGCUGGAUUCAAAACUGCCUCCAGAGCUAGCAUCAAAGUACGCGAACAUCUCAGAAGGGGUUUGCAAGCCUGGGUAUGCAUCUGCACUUAUGACUUCCAUUUUCCCAAAGUUCUCCAAGUCAGCACCGAUGUUUCUGGAUGAUUCUUUCAAAAAGUGGGCAAGGAUCCGGGACUUUGUACCUCCUUUUGGAAUUAAAGGGCAAGAUAAUCUGAUCAAAGCCAUUCUGUCAGCAACCAAAGAUUACCGCCUUACUCCAGCCCUUGACAGUCUCAGUUGCCGACGAUGCAUUAUUGUGGGAAACGGUGGCAUUCUAGCAAACAAGUCACUGGGGGUGAAAAUUGAUGAUUAUGACAUUGUUAUCAGGUUGAACUCUGCUCCGGUGAAAGGCUUUGAAAAGGAUGUUGGUGGCAAGACAACAAUGAGGAUAACAUACCCGGAAGGGGCCAUCCAGAAACCAGAGCAGUAUGAGAAGGACUCUCUAUUUGUGUUAGCAGGAUUCAAGUGGCAGGAUUUCAAGUGGCUGAAGUACAUUGUUUACAAGGAAAAAGUGAGUGCCUCUGAUGGCUUUUGGAAGUCUGUGGCAACCCAUGUUCCAAGAGAGCCCCAUGAAAUUCGUAUCCUGAAUCCAUAUUUCAUCCAAGAGGCAGCUUUCAGCUUUAUUGGCCUUCCUUUUAACAAUGGUCUGAUGGGUAGAGGGAACAUUCCUACUCUGGGAAGUGUAGCAAUAACCAUGGUGCUUCACAAUUGUGAUGAGGUAGCUGUGGCUGGAUUUGGUUAUGACAUGAAUUCUCCAAAUGCACCACUGCAUUACUAUGAGACUAUCAAGAUGUCUGCCAUCAAAGAGUCAUGGACCCACAACAUCCAACGAGAAAAGGAGUUCCUACGGAAACUGGUGAAAGCCCGAGUAAUCACAGACCUCACUAGUGGAAUCUGAGGAGGCACAGCCACUUUGCUGAAGGGCACAGCCCCAUGCAGACAGCUGAGGACAAGGGCAACAAGAGGUCUUUGGCAAGAGUCCCAGCUUCUUAGAGACACACAGAGUGCCCUUAGAAAGUCUCCCUGGCUUGCUCUAUCUGCCUGUAUCAAAGCUGGCAAGGGAGCAGUGGCUAUUGGCCUGAGGGCCAGGUCCUUCAUAUGAAACUGUAGGUGGACAUGAUGUUUGAGAUGGAACCUCAUUGAGGAGAACAAAAAAAACAUAAGGCCGGGGAAAACAAAACAAACAUGUGCCAAAUGGAACAAGAGCCACGCCAGAGCAGCAGCGUCUUGAAUGUACGAUGCAUUAUUUUGUAUAAAGAGAGAUUGAGAAUCACAGAAAAUAUAUCAAUGUGCAAAAUGGAGCCUAGCCUGUACACGGGCCUCAUGGGACACCUGACACUUUGUUGCACUUAGCCUGUCUCUGUGCCAGCCGAGCCCCUUGGAGGGGUCUGGGUCCGUCCAAGACUUGUCCGUUGGUGCUGCUAUAAUUUAAAGGUAUUGUGGCCUCUCUUUGCCCUAGAAGGAGCAACCAAGGAGGCUACCGGAUCUUUCAGCUUCCUGUUUCUGGUGGAGCAGCUGUUGCUGCCAAUGUUCACCUGACAGAAUUUUUAGUCUUUGUUCAUGAAGCUCACCUCAUUUAGUUGGGGUAUCUCUACCUGUUUGGCAGGUUUGCUGCAGUUCCUGCUGAAAGAGACCCCAAUAUUUGUUUUCUGUGGCAUCCACAUAAUGGGUUUGAAGAGUCCAAGUGAUUGUUUUUUUGUUAGGAAGGGAAUAAUUUAUUUUUGGAUCAGGUAAGAAACAAAGAUUUGUCAGUGUUCGGCAGCUAAUGGUGCCAGCAGUGUUUCAGUCAUUCUGUUGUACUCUAGCUUAAGUUUCUACUAUCUUGAUAAUGUUUAAGCUCCUUUUGGGGACAGUAAUAGAAAUCACAGAGUUGACAUCUAAUUUUGGUUUUUGAUUUCUGUAUAUCAGGCGUUUUGUUUUGUUCACAUUUUCAAAUUCUUCUGUAUCCCUUUUAAGGAGACAAGAGUGUCUGUGUCUAUUACUCCUCUGUAUUAAUUCUCUGAUGCAGGUUUUGCACAAUUGUGUAACAUUUGGAAAGUUUAGAAAUAGGGCCAUUCUACACUGCCAUAUAAUCCAGAAUAUCAAGGCAGAUAAUCCACAUUAUCUGCUUUGAACUGGAUUAUCUGAGUCUACACUGCCAUACAAUCCAGUUCAAAGCAGAUAAUCUGGAUUGUAUAUAGCUGUGUAGAAGGGGCCAUAUAUUGUGCAAAGUGACCAAACAGUGGAGUGAAUAGGAUGAAAUGACUUAUCUAUGGAUCUGUGCACCUAAGAAGUAUUUUUUGAUUUUGUUAUUAAUUUAUCCUGUUGUAAAAUAUGCAUUUAUAAUUUUCAUUGAUAUUAGCCUAAAUGGUACAUAUAAAUGAAUUAACUAACAUUUACUUAUUUGAAGCGAGAAUUUGAACAAUUUCCUUCAUGCAAAGCUAAAGAAUACUCAUCCUGUUUGUAUCAAGGUUGCCAGCCUGCAUUUUACCUGCUCCACUCCCCCCAAUUGAAUACUGUCCAUGCAGACAUGCUAGCCACAUGACCUUGGAGGUGUCUCCGGACAAUGCUGGCUCUUUGGCUUAGAAAUGGAGAUGAGCACCAACCCCCAGAGUCAGACACUACUAGACUUAAUGUCAGGGGGAAAUCUUUACCUUUACCUACUGUUUAAAAAGACUCCGGUUCUGACGUACAAGGAGUAGCUCAUCAGUUGUUCCUUUCAUUCUUUUUAGUGGUACCCAGAAAUGUAAGACCAUAGUGCCACUGGUUAAUGGUAUAACAAUGCUUGGCUAUUUUUCUGUUGACCCUCUGUAAGGUACCAUCCCAAUCUGUAAGGGAAAGGUCCAGAAUGCUGGCAUUUUCCCUUUCCCCUGAACCAAACGACAUAAUCUGACAUAUUCUGUAUAAGAGGUGAGCUCAGCCUUGCAGUGCUUCACAAGUUUUCAGAUUUCGUUGUGUGUAUCAAAAUCAAUGGUGGAUCCUUAUGAGUGAGAAUAGCCAUUUUGCUCAUGAUCACGAUAGACCACAUAUGCCCCUUCUACACUGCCAUAUAAAAUCUGAAUCAUUGAUUUGAACUGGAUUAUAUGGCAGUGUAGACUCAUAUAACGCAGUUCAAAGCAAAUAAUGUGGAUUACUGGCUUUGAUAAUUUGAAUUAUAUGGCAGUGUGGAAGGGGCCUUAGUCUUUAAAGAGCCUAUCCAAUGAAGAAUAAUUAGGUAUGGUGUACAGUACUGAGUUUAUAACUGGCCUUUCUUUACAUGUUGCAUAAAUAAUUUAUGGAAUUUGCUGUCACAAGAUGUGGCAAUGCCUGCUAGAGAACAGAUGGUUAUAUGGAGAAAGUGGACACAUUUAGGGGGAAUAAGACAUUCAAAUGCAACUUUUUGAUCUCAGCAUUUGGGAAGCAACACCAGGAUUCGGCUAUUUACUUUGCUACCAGGGAAAGCAGAGUGCCUCACUUGAUGUACCUUUCAUCGGAUCCAGCAAGGGCUCUUCUUAUGUGCUUCAGGUAACGAAUUUGGCCUCAUGGAUUUAUUCCUGUCCUAUAUCCAUUCACUGUGUCAAAGAUAGACUUUCUGACUUGGCCUCCAGGGGGCAAGCAUGACAAUAGCAAGUGGUUGGUUUCAAAAGUGUAUAUUGGAAGUGAUGUACUGUUACUCCAGCUGUCUGUGUAGUCAAUGGUAUCACCUGGAUAAGUAUAUGCAUAUAUCUGCAUUGCACAUUUUAUAUGUUUAUGCAUUUAUUAGAAGGGAUAUGUUGGGUGAUAAGAGCACGGGUCUUAUUAGUUCAUCUGAUCAUCCACUAAAAAUAUUAUAUGGCUUCUGUAUUACAGAAGAAUCAUAUCUGUGGUUUAGCAACUCCCACUGAGUUACAGGUUGUUGCUGGACAGACAGGAGAGCUUAUAAAGAAAGAUAAGCCGAUAAAUCUCUAGAUGGAAGUGAAGUGGCACAGAAGCCAGCUGCCUGCAGCAGGAACUGUCUUCACUGUGUGUGGAGGAAUGCUGCGGAAGAGACACACUUCAAUGUGAUUGUCUAGCUCAUCCAGUUUAUUUAAGGCACCCUGUACUAAGUUAGCCAAAUGCAUAACAGGACUGGGUUGCUGCAUUCUUAAUAGCUGUGUAGAGGAGGGAUUUCCACCUUGUGUGAUCAAGCAAGAUAGCCCUGCUGAAAUUCCUUGUUCUAUAUAGCUGUUAAUAAAUACAGGAAUCCUGUCCUCUAGACUUUGUUGUACAUCCUAACUCCUUUCAAACCACGUUCUAUGUGGAAUAGACAGACAGUGUGACUUACAGGAAAGAAGCCCUUGACCAGGUCAAAAACAAUGUACCUUUCCUUCUAAGACAAUCCCCUUUGUGCAUUGAUGCUGCCUUUCCCCACAUUGGUACAAAAUAACAUCCUGAAUAUGUUGGUACUAAAUAAUGUUUGUGGUCAAGGAUGUUAGAUUAACAUUUAAAUAAGAGAGUAAUGGAUGAGAGUUUAGAUCAGCUGCCUAGUUAAGGACACGUAAUUAAGUCUUCUGGUGGAACCCACCAAACCCCUGUCUUUCUGGCCAGCAGCUACUGCAAGGAACACCAGCCUGUUCUUUUGCUUAUUGAGAUGCUAUAGACUGGUAGUUUUCAACCUGUGGGCUGCAGUCUAUCAGUGGGCCACAAGAAUAAAAGUCUGGUCCAUGAACCUCCUUCCUUUUUAUUUAAUGUAUUUUAUUUAUUUUGUUUCCUCUCCUUUCUGCAGAGCUAACCAUUGCAUUGGAUAAACCACAUCAGCUCUAGAUGAUUAAAUAUGGUUUUCUGUGGGGGAACAGAUAGCGACUACUGGAUGGCAUAUGUUCUGUAUCAGAAACUAGAGCUGAUGUGGUCUAAACAAUGCAGUUUUCUGAAUCAGAACCCCAAUUAACCAAACCGAAUAUAAAGUUGACCAAAAACUGAUUCAUAACCCAUUUGGUACUCAUGUUGAAAAGUGGUCCCAGGUCAAGUGGUCCCUGGUCAAAGUGGACCCUGGUCAAAGUGGACCCUGGUCAAGUGGGCCCUGGUCAAAAAAAGGUUGGGAACCACUGCUAUAAGCCGGUGCUUCUAUUCUCCCUCCUGCCAGCAAUCUCCAGUGUGACAAUCAGAAGCAAGGUGUCAGUCAUAAUUUCUCUCUUUUCUGCCAAUUUGUGUAACAGAAGCUCUGUGAUCUUAAUGUAGUUGGUAUUCAGCUGUCUUUCAGUGCAUACCUUUUCCAGUCCAUUAGUCAUGCACCUUACUAGGGCAUUAGGAAAAGACAGGUAUUUAUUAAGAAAGGAUGCUCUCCAGAGUAUCCCUUCCUCUGCUAAGGUGCUUUCUCUAGCAGAGAAGAAAAACAAUCAUUGUUCAUUUGCAAAUGUUAAUUCCAUUGUCUGAGUGCAAAAGGUGAAACUGGGUGUGCUGCGGCUAGGACAUAGUCACCAUCUUUACCUUCCUAAAAGAGGCAGGACUUCCUGCUAGUACGCCAGUUAAACCUUUUGCCUCAGGGUUAGAGGGAAACCAAUCAAUUGUACUUAAUUAUGCAUUACAAAUUAUGUGAAACUGACCCUUAUUGUUCUAAAUUGAGUAGUGCUAUCACUCUGAUAAAGAAAUCUUGGUGAUUGUAAUCAUAUGACUAUUAAUUACUUGAUCAUAUUUGCAUAUACAGUAGAGUCUCACUUAUCCAACAUAAACGGGCCGGCAGAAUGUUGGAUAAGCGAAUAUGUUGGAUAAUAAGGAGGGAUUAAGGAAAAGCCUAUUAAACAUCAAAUUAGGUUAUGAUAUUACAAAUUAAGCACCAAAACAUCAUGUUUUACAACAAAUUUGACAGAAAAAGUAGUUCAGUACGCAGUAAUGCUAUGUAGUAAUUACUGUAUUUACGAAUUUAGCACCAAAAUAUCACGGUGUAUUGAAAACAUUGACUACAAAAAUGCGUUGGAUAAUCCAGAACGUUGGAUAAGCAAGUGUUGGAUAAGUGAGACUCUACUGUAAAUAAGUUCUGAUGCAAAAAAAUAUUUCUUUUGGUUUCUGGUGACCAUCUGUGAUUUUUAAAAAAGACAUACUCUUUUAUUUGAUAAAAUAGAGUAUCUCUAUCAAGAUAUUUGCAAUUUCCAGUUUGUGUAAGUGCUAGUGUUAAAAGAAACACUUUUAAAAAAUCUUUUGCAUCACUUUCUUAGUUAAUGAAACAUCGCAUUAUUAGUCCCAAACUCUAGUCCUUCAGAUGUACUGAACAUCAAGCCCUAGAAGCCUCAGCUGCCAAUGAUCAGCAAUUCUGAGGGCUGAAGUUCAAAAUACCUGGAAGACCCGAAUAUGAAAAUCACAAUCUUAUGUACAAUCCUAUACAGAUGGGGAUCUGGAAUUUGGAAACAGGAGUUUGCCCAGGACAACCCAGUUAUACAUUGGGAUCGUGAAGGUGCUGCAGAAGCAAUAAACAUUAUGUGUUUAUCCUGUUCCUGCUACUCCUUGCCUUCACCUUUCUUGGAAGACCUUUAGAGUUUGUGGCGGCUUCCUCUAGAGCAGUGGCUCCCGACCUUUGGUGCUCCAGGUGUUUUGGACUUCAGCUCCCAGAAAUCAUUUUACCAGCCGGUAGGAAUUGUAAAAGCUGAAGUCCAAAACACCUGGAGGAAUAAAUGUUGGAAACCACUGCUCUAGAAAUCACUGCUGUAUAUUGACUGGGAUCUCAACACAGUUGCCUUCAAGCACUUUCUGCAGAAAUUCUGUGAAUCCAGACAUUGGCCACAAUUAUGUUGGUGCCUUACUCUGGUGUAAAUAUCAUUGCUUGAGCAAUUGUGCUUUUAAGUAUGCUGCGCAAGGGCAGUAUCCUAAUUGGGGUUGCCUAAGCACCGUUAUUAUGGUGUAACCAUUGUACUAUCAGUUGCAUAACAAUGCAAUUCAAUAACUUCAACAUAGUGAUACUGACGUAAUUCUGUGAUAUAUAACAUUGAACAGGUUCUAAGCCUAAGCAUGUGACAAUUCCUACAUUUAAUGCCAGUACAAUUCUGUGACUGUUUCAUCAAUAUCAAAUCUUCACUUUGCCGGUUAUUUUGUAUGCUUCAUUGAGAAUAUGGCAAUUUUUCCCCAGCAUAACAUUUUUUCUGCAGCUCUUAGACAGGAUGAGAUGUUUCUCUGAGCCCACUGAUCCUCAGUAAGAGAUGCUUGUUUGUGCUUACUUAUUGUCUGUGAACACUGUCUUAUAUCAUCGAAGGAGUGCAGAGUAUUACAAGGAGUACUGGGCCUUUGCUGGCACAAUUUGCAGAGGGACUGAACCAGAUUGCGUUCAGUGGAGAAGGGCCCCAUUCUGCUAAUGUAUUUGGGAAGAAGUAAUAGGCCAUGCAGACUUUAUUCAAUAAUGUAGUUUCUGUUGUUUGGACUUUCCUUGUAGUUAGGGAAGAGAAAAUGGGAUGUCUAAACCUCCAAGUCACUUGUGACAUUCAUAUCAUGGAAGCAAUAAAAAUAAAAAAAACAUUUAAAAAUA
Molecule: messenger RNA, 8032 nt
Organism: Anolis carolinensis (green anole)
Lineage: Eukaryota; Metazoa; Chordata; Lepidosauria; Squamata; Anolidae
Gene: st3gal3
Product: ST3 beta-galactoside alpha-2,3-sialyltransferase 3
Exons: 14
Coding region: 191-1504 (437 amino acids)
Molecular function (GO): sialyltransferase activity
Source: RefSeq, a predicted model, not a curated record